Messenger RNA from Emericellopsis cladophorae, 1410 nucleotides. Its product is annotated as histone acetyltransferase 1. The record is from RefSeq and is a predicted model, not a curated record. Gene Ontology annotation, biological process: subtelomeric heterochromatin formation. NCBI's taxonomy places the organism in Eukaryota, Fungi, Ascomycota, Sordariomycetes, Hypocreales, Bionectriaceae. Bases 1 to 1410 code for a protein of 469 amino acids. Gene Ontology annotation, molecular function: histone H4 acetyltransferase activity; histone binding. Gene Ontology annotation, cellular component: nucleus. The transcript has 3 exons.
AUGGCUGACGGAACAGACAUGGAGGAGUGGAUGGUCAGUUCCAACGAGGCGCUCAGCAUCUCCCUCGUUGCGCCCACAAAGUCUGGCCUACAAAACAUCACGACUUUCAGCCCAAGAUUCACAUACUCGAUAUUUGGCGAGGAUGAGCAGAUCUUCGGCUACAAGGGCCUCAAGAUCAGCUUGCGGUAUCGCGCAAAUGACAUGCGCCCACACCUCAAGAUCUCCUCAGCCAAGAAGAUCAAGCCUUAUGGUGACAGCGAAGCGGAUGACGUGCUCGCGAUUUUGACGGAAGGCAAUUAUCUACCGAAGAUUGCCUACUCCAGAGAAUCGGAUUUCGAGGAAAGUUCAAAGCAGGUUGUAGACGACUUUACACCGCCCGGCGAGCUUCACGAUACAUUCGAUGGCCCUGAUGGCCAUUACGAAGUGUGGAAGGGGAGUCUCGCGGACCCUGCUGUGAAGCAGCUCAACACGCGGGUGCAGAUGCUCGUGCCUCUGUUCAUCGAAGGGGGCACUUAUAUUGGUCAGAACGACGAACCGGAGAGCACGGUAGACGAGACCAGUGAUGCGGACCGAUGGACAUUGUUCUCGUUGUAUCGCAAGGACGAGUCUGGCUAUGUCUUUGUAGGCUAUUCGACUGUCUACAGAUUCUACUGGUUCCAGAACCCUACACCCCCUGCUUCGCCACGGGAUGGCUGGGAACUGCCAGAGGGCAGCCUGGAUCUUGCCGAACUGCCCUGCCGCAAGAGGCUAUCCCAGUUCAUCAUUCUGCCUCCUUUCCAAGGAAAGGGGCACGGUGCGCAAUUGUACAAGACGAUCUUCGCGCACUACCACAAGCAGCCGCAAACACAAGAAUUCACCGUGGAGGACCCGAAUGAAGCGUUCGACGACUUGCGAGACAUUUGCGACCUGGAAUUUCUCAACAGCAUGCCUGAAUUCAGGGCGCUCAAACUAGACACGAGCGUCGAGCUUCCCGAGGAAGGACCUCUACCAGACCUGAUCGUUGGUCAGAAGAACUUGGAAAACAUCCGCCAAAAGGCCAAGAUUGCACCGAGGCAGUUCUACCGUGCCGUCGAAAUGUACCUCAUGUCACAACUGCCCGCCUCGGUCCGUCCCACAAUGGAUCUCGAAGCCGACAUCCCCUCCCCCACCAAGGAGGACAAACACCAGGAGUUGCUCUGGCAGCUUGUCGCCAAGCAGCGCCUCUACCGGCACAACAAAGAUGCUCUCUCGCAGAUGGAGGUCGACGAGCGCAAGGAGAAGCUCGCAGAGGUGCUGAUUGGCGUGGAGCUCGGCAACGCGCGUAUCCUGGCCGCUUAUGAGAAGGCGAUGGAACGCUCGAAGGGUGCUGCUGAUGGCAAGAGGAAGCUCGAGGGUGCCGAACAGAGUGCGAGUAAGAAGCCCAAAACCUAA